Giardia duodenalis is the source of this 318-nucleotide messenger RNA. RefSeq names its product Pam18. Gene Ontology annotation, cellular component: PAM complex, Tim23 associated import motor. The record is from RefSeq and is a predicted model, not a curated record. Gene Ontology annotation, biological process: protein import into mitochondrial matrix. Lineage: Eukaryota; Fornicata; Diplomonadida; Hexamitidae. Gene Ontology annotation, molecular function: ATPase activator activity. Bases 1 to 318 code for a protein of 105 amino acids. The transcript has a single exon.
AUGCUACGUGUACUGAGCGAGAAUCGCUUUCCUUUGUCGUUGGUUGCCGGCGUGGUAGCGGGGUUUUAUUCGUAUUUACGGAAAGACCCUAGAGUCAUUGUGACUAGUCCUCCAAGGAGCUGGAAGGGGGAGAUUAGCUCUCCUCUAAGUUCCCAUGAAGCCAGGCUGGUCCUAAACACAUCACGUUUUAGUACCGAUGCAGAGGUCACCAAAAACUAUCGUUCACUUUUGGCCAAGGCGCACCCAGACCGUGGAGGGUCUAAGUACAUAGCAGCCAUUAUAGGGGAGGCGCACGAGAAGCUCAGGAACAGAUGCUAG